AUGGCUUCUAUGAGUAAACGACAACAGGCGCGUAAUGAGCGGGAGCUUCAUGAUCUCCUCAGCGCUCCUGGAAACUCACAAUGCGCCGACUGCAGUGCAAAGAACCCUUCAUGGGCCAGUUGGAAUUUGGGCAUCUUUCUCUGCAUGCGCUGUGCCUCAAUCCAUCGCAAACUGGGCACUCACAUCUCCAAAGUCAAGUCUUUGAGUAUGGAUACAUGGACUGCGGAUCAGGUCGAGAAUAUGAAGCAGACCGGAAACAUAGCCUCGAACCAGAUUUUUAACCCCAAGAAUAAAAAACCCGACAUGCCGCUCGAUGCUGAUGAGGUGGAUUCUGCAAUGGAGAGAUUCAUUCGCAAAAAGUAUCAAGAAAAAAGUCUCUUGGACGGUCGUCCAGUAGUCCCCAGUCGAGAUAACACAGCUGCUAUAUCCCCCACAUCUUAUUCACGACCACAAGACGAAUACGAGUCUUCUCCUCCUCCACCUCUACCACCAAAAAAAGGUAAAUUCUUUGGGUUCGGCCUCCGAGCAUCAUCCUCUUCUUUGCAACAAUCCAAGCAUGAUAAGAAGAAGCUGCCUAAAGAGCCUCGCGUGGGGAGUACGUUUCAUAUCCCCAAUGACGAUUAUAAUUCCAUGUCAAGAAUGGCUGAUGCUCGAUUCGAGAUGACUGAAGCCGACUUACAGCAAAAAUUAGCUACUCUGCGAGACAUGGGUUUUACGGAAACGGAACGGAAUACUGAUCUGUUACGAAGAUUGAAUGGCAACGUGGAACGAACCAUAGAGAGACUCGUUCAACUCGGUCCUAGCAAGGAGACCCAGCCUGCAAGGAGAACAGAACAGUCUUCGGCUGCCGUUGUGAACCAGAAGCAUUCAACCGCAUUUCCCGAUGCCCCGGCUCCUGCACCACAGGCAUCAGAACCGUCCUACAAUCCAUUCACACAAGCCACCAAUCCACCACCAAUUGGUCUUUCCUUGUCCAAACCGCACGCCGCCUCGUCGCCUAGCACUCAAACAUAUGCUAGUAAUAAUCCUUUCGGACAGGUGGUUCAAUCUCAGCCUCAGCCUCAGCUUCAGGUUCAGGUUCAACAACAACCUCAACCUCAAUCCCAAACUGGACUGGAACAGUCUUUUCAAUCAAUGCAGUUGGCUCAGCCUCUCUUCCCUCACAGCACCGGAGGCUAUCCCACCCAGCCUCCUACCCUUCAGGACCCACGAUUCCAGUACUCCAUGACCCCUCCGGCUCUAUCUACCCAAUACCAGCAGAGCUUUGUUGCCUCUCCCUCGGCCCUGCCCUCAAAUUCUAAUCCGUUCUUCCAACCUUCACCAGCUUCGGCGCAUUCAACAGGAAGCAACCCAUUCCACAACCAAUCAUCUCAAAAUAAUGCAGCUCCAGCGCCUUCCUCACCUUCGACAAACCCGUUUUUUAGUCUUCAGACAGCGAGUUCUGGCGCCAUCCAGCAACAAACUGCCAACACAAUCAGCUACAACCCUUUUGGAAUUCCACCACAGCAGUCUACGAUGCAAUCUGUGCCACAGCCUGCCUAUCAAAACCAACCUCAAGAUGUUUUCGGGCCGAAUCCAGCACAGCAAUUUGCGCAACCAUCGCAACCUAUGAAUCCAUUCCAAACACAACCCACGCAACAGUCAAAUAUCACUCAGCACCAGUACACUAGCAAUCCGACUUCUCAAUCGUACCCUAAUACUCAAUACGGACAACCUCAAUCCCAACCUCAAUUUCAGCCCCAGCCUCAACUUCAACAACAAUCCUCUUUCCAAUCACCGACAUCUUCUUUUCAGCAGCCAUAUGGCCAGCAGCCGCUGUCGCAGUCGCAACAACCUUCAUUCCAGCAAUCUUAUGGUCAACAGCCACAGUCUCUUGCUCCUCAGCAAACCGGAAGACACGACAAGACUUCUAUUAUGGCCUUGUUCAAUCAGCCACUUGCCUCAAUACCCGAACCAUCCCCGGAAAGCGCACCAUCGCAGCAGUAUUAUGCCCCUCAGCAACAACAAAUAUCUCCCGCCCCAGUGGGCGAUAUCUUUGGAGCACCUAAUAGUAUAAAUGGAGCAAAACGUAGUGCUACUAUGCCUAUAUCACUUCAGAGUAUGCACUCUGCUGGAGGCGGAGGAAAUCGCAACCCCUUUUUGGUGAACAAUACAAAUGCCGCUGCGAAUGCGGGUAUCAACCCAGGGUAUUAUGCUGGCAAUUUUGCACCAGCACCUCAAGGGCAGACAAUCGCGGCUCGCCAUGCCAGUCAGGAGAGCAUGAGCAUAAACAAUUUCGAAAGUGGUCGCCAUAGUCCUGAUGCCUUCGCCAGUCUGAGUGCUCGACAGAUGAGAUAG
This is a messenger RNA of Exophiala bonariae, 2337 nucleotides long. RefSeq lists its product as uncharacterized. Lineage: Eukaryota; Fungi; Ascomycota; Eurotiomycetes; Chaetothyriales; Herpotrichiellaceae. The record is from RefSeq and is a predicted model, not a curated record. Gene Ontology annotation, cellular component: cytoplasm. The coding region runs from base 1 to 2337 and encodes 778 amino acids. Gene Ontology annotation, molecular function: protein binding; GTPase activator activity. The transcript has 2 exons.